Messenger RNA from Ostrea edulis (European flat oyster), 1139 nucleotides. RefSeq lists its product as uncharacterized. Lineage: Eukaryota; Metazoa; Mollusca; Bivalvia; Ostreida; Ostreidae. The transcript is spliced from 3 exons. The coding region runs from base 219 to 1121 and encodes 300 amino acids. The record is from RefSeq and is a predicted model, not a curated record.
GCAAAGAAAUCAGUCAGAAGCAACAACAUAUAAUAUUGUUAAACUUUCCUAUUCUGUUAAGCCUGCGCUAGUCUGUCAUUACCAAUGCGACUACUAUUAUCCUUUAUCAUAGUACGCAUGCGAAAUUAACCUGGGGGAGACACUAACAGGUCACGUAAUUUCAAGUGUCUACCAGAGAUCAAGGAUUUCUUUAUCGGAGGGACAAUAUUAGAAGAAACAUGGCUGGAAUGUUUUUUGGUCUCCUGCUUACGUUCUCGACGACUCUGGCAGUGAGGCGUCAAUCAGUCGAUAAUCUAGAAGUCCCCUCAUUCUCUGCUGGGAGACUGGUCGCCCAUGUCAUCGCGCGGAAUAUUACCGACGCGUCCGGCCUUGCGGCCAGCCAGAAGUUUAAAAACGUCCUUUACACCCAUAACGAUGGCGCGGGCGGGCCCGAGAUCUUCGCUAUAAACGCAACGACCGGAGCGCUGAUUUCCACUCUGAAGAUCCGAAAUGCCACUAACCACGAUUGGGAGGACAUCGCCGUUGGUCCUUGUGGAGACGCUAGCUGUAUCUACAUCGCUGACUCUGGUUACAGACACUCCUCGUCCGCCAACACCAUCUACCGCGUGAUAGAGCCUGACGUCAUCAGUGUGGAUCAAGUUUUACCCAUAGAUUCAACAGCUCGAUACACGUGGGCAGAGGAUGAAUCCCAGACACUGAUGGUUGACAUCCAGGGAGAAGUAUACCUGAUUGGUAAUAUCUAUAGCGGGCGUGGAAUGGUCUCCCACCUUCCAACCAGCGCCUGGGGAAACCCUAACCCAGUCAACAUCGAUACCUCCCAAUUCCUACCCAUCCACACCCACCACCACGACCCCGUGUCAGGCGACAUCUCCGCGGAUGGGAGCAAAUUACUCAUUAAGUCUAAAUCCAACAUUUUCUUCUGGAAGAUCGAUAACAAUGACGUGUUGGCGUCACUUACUAAGCAGCCGGUGGAAGUUCCCUAUCAUAACGUAGGUUUGAGUGAGGCUGUCUGCUGGAGCGCUGACGGCCAGAAUUACUAUACUCUACCGGAGGGACACAAUCCGCCGCUCUAUCUGUAUUCUAGGAUGCAUAAUGGUGGUGCAGGUGUAGUUGGAAAAUAAAAUAUUUGUUUACGUGUU